Telopea speciosissima is the source of this 1821-nucleotide messenger RNA. RefSeq lists its product as uncharacterized. The record is from RefSeq and is a predicted model, not a curated record. Bases 1 to 1821 code for a protein of 606 amino acids. The transcript has a single exon. NCBI's taxonomy places the organism in Eukaryota, Viridiplantae, Streptophyta, Magnoliopsida, Proteales, Proteaceae.
AUGGCUGACGGUACAAGAUCCAACAGGCUUGAUGAUAAAUGGAGAAAAGACACAGAUGACAAGUUAGAUAAACUCACUCAAGCUCUGCAUUCGUUCAUGCUUGCUACGGAUGCCAAGAUUGAGGCGUUAAUAAAUCACUCUCCAACCAUUGCUGCAAAUCCCUCUCCAGCUGCUGCUGCAAAUCACCUAGACGAUAAUCUGCAGCGAUCUUCUCAAUUUCAUUCUCCACGAUUUAUGCGAUUGGAUGUACCUAGGUUUGAUGGUACAGAUCCUACCGGAUGGGUAUUCAAGAUUGAAAAAUUCUUUGAUUUCCAUUCCACUCCAGACGAUCAACGGUUGCUUCUGGCUUCGUUCCAUUUAGAUGGCCCUGCUCUGAGUUGGUUCCAAUGGAUGCAAUCAAGUGGCUUAAUCAAUGGAUGGAAGGGGUUUUUACAGGCUUUGACACUACGAUUUGGUCCUUCCCUAUUUGAAGAUCAUAGAGGAGCACUUGCUAAAUUGCAACAAACGUCUACAGUUGCUGUUUAUCAAGAACAGUUCGAAAGGCUCUCUUAUAAGGUAACCGGCCUUUCUGAGACUUUUCUCAUCAGUUUUUUUAUAUCUGGAUUGAAGCCUGAGUUGAAACGUGAGCUGUUAAUUGCUCAACCUGUGUCAUUAUUACAUGCUAUGGCCUUGGCACGAUUACAUGAGCAAAAAUUCCAUGAUUACAAGAGUUCUUGGAGAUCUUUAUCUCCUUCCAUUACAACUGGUAGUUCUGAAAUUUCUCCUACAGUCACAAAACCACUUCCAUCUUCUACUGCUUCUAAGACCUUACCAGUCCGGAAAUUGUCUCCAGCUGAGAUCAAAGCUAGAAGAGACAAAGGUCUCUGCUAUUAUUGUGAUGAUAAGUUCAUGCCAGGACAUAAAUGUAAAAAUAAAUUCAUGCUUUUAGUUGGGGAAGAUGAUGAAUCUUGCGAAACAAAUGAAUUAUUCAGACAAGAGGAUGAAAUCGUCGCUAAUGCUGCUUUAUAUGAAAUUAGUCUGCAUGCUUUUGCUGGGCAAGUAAGUCCUAAGACUAUUCGAUUAAAAGGGAAUUUUCACGAACAUCAGGUUCAGAUUCUGAUAGAUAGUGGAAGCACUCACAAUUUUAUUCAAGAGAAAGUAGCUCUACGAUUGGGACUGCUCAUUUAUCCUUGCAAGAAGUUCAGGGUCUAUGUAGGCAAUGGCGAGUUCUUACUGUGUACUCAACGUUGUAAAUCAGUUCCUCUAUUGCUACAGGGUCAUUUUUUCACUCUGGAUCUCUUUAUUUUACCUUUAGAAGGUGCUGAUAUUGUAUUGGGUAUCCAAUGGCUUGAACUUCUUGGUCCCAUUCUUACCGAUUAUAAAAUGCUUACAAUGGAAUUUGAGUGGGAGGGUGUUAAGGUUCAAUUGAAGGGAGAACCAUGUAUUAAUGGAGAUCCUUUGCCAAGAAAGCAGCUACACCAAUUAUAUUGUACUAAAGGCAUCGCAUCUCUCUAUCAUUUGAAAAUUUCUGUAGAUUCACCACCAUCCAGUGCUCAUCUUCCCAGUGAGGUACAAUCCUUGUUACAGAAAUUUGAUUCAGUCUUUAGUUCUCCAACUGAAUUACCUCCACACAGAGAAUUUGAUCAUCAAAUACAUCUACUUCCGGGUUCCAAACCUGUUACUGUUAGACCCUAUAAAUAUCCUCACUUUCAAAAGGGUGAGAUUGAGAAAUUGGUCUCUCGAAAUGCUCCAAAGAAGGAAUCAUUCAAACAAGAUACAAGUCCUUUUUCCUCCCCUGUGUUGUUAGUUAAAAAAAAGAUGGUAGCGGCGUUUCUGUAUUGA